Messenger RNA from Cylicostephanus goldi, 357 nucleotides. The record is from the annotation of a GenBank genome assembly. NCBI's taxonomy places the organism in Eukaryota, Metazoa, Nematoda, Chromadorea, Rhabditida, Strongylidae.
AAGACUGGAAGAGUAUAUCAAAAAUGCUGACAAUGCUGACAUAAUUUUUUAUGAGAGAUUCUUUAAUUUUGAGGUGAUGGCAGUUAAAAGCUCAAAGAAAAAAUACCAGGACAAACCUUGUUCAAAGGAAAAAUACAGGACAAACCUUGAAGUUUUUACAGGGUCAUAUUUUGCGAAAAAAACGACAUUUGCUAUGAUGUUCCUUCGUGGCUGGGCCGACUGUGAAUUUCGUCUGCCAAGAAAUUUUCACGGACAAGACAAUGGUGCUUUGCAUGUGGGUGCACACUCAAAAAGCUCAAAGGCAGCGUCCAGACAAAUGGAUAUAUGGGGUCUCACGUGGAAAGUAAAUUUGUGACC